Molecule: messenger RNA, 2004 nt
Organism: Microthlaspi erraticum
Lineage: Eukaryota; Viridiplantae; Streptophyta; Magnoliopsida; Brassicales; Brassicaceae
Source: the annotation of a GenBank genome assembly
AUGGCAAGCAGCACCAUUGAUGUCACCAAGUAUGGUCACAGCCCUGUUCACCAUGCUGUUGUCACCAGAGAUUACGCCGGUCUCAAGAAACUAUUAUCCGCCCUCCCGCGUAUGCGUGACCCGUCUGAGGUCAAAAACGAAGCAGCUUCCGUAGCCGAAGAGACAAAAGCCGACGCAAUCGCAGCUGUUAUAGACAGGCGUGACGUCGUUAACCGAGACACGGCUCUUCACUUAGCUGUAAAGCUCGGCGACGAGACCUCCGCGGAGAUGCUCAUGGCUGCAGGAGCUGACUGGAGCUUGCAGAACGAGCACGGAUGGAGCGCUCUGCAAGAAGCCAUAUGCGGUAGAGAAGAGAGGAUCGCCAUGAUAAUCGUGAGGCAUUAUCAGCCCCUGGCUUGGGCUAAAUGGUGCAGGAGGCUGCCUCGGCUCGUGGCUACAAUGCACAGGAUGAGAGACUUCUACAUGGAGAUCACUUUCCAUUUCGAGAGCUCUGUUAUACCUUUCAUCUCCAGAGUGGCGCCUUCGGAUACUUACAAGAUUUGGAAGAGAGGUGCGAAUCUCAGAGCGGAUAUGACGUUGGCUGGAUUCGACGGUUUCAGGAUUCAGAGAUCGGACCAGACUAUACUCUUCCUCGGAGAUGGGUCGGAAGAUGGUAAAGUUCCUUCCGGUUCACUCCUUAUGAUAUCGCAUAAGGAUAAGGAGAUUAUGAAUGCUUUGGACGGUGCUGGAGCUCCGGCGUCAGAGGAAGAGGUUCGUCAAGAAGUGGCUGCCAUGUCGAAAACGAGCAUUUUCAGACCGGGGAUCGAUGUUACGCAAGCUGUUCUGUUCCCUCAGCUGACGUGGAGGCGUCAGGAGAAGACUGAGAUGGUGGGGCAGUGGAAAGCGAAAGUGUACGAUAUGCAGAAUGUGGUUGUGAGUAUAAAGUCAAGGAGAGUGCCUGGUGCUAUGACCGAUGAGGAGCUUUUCUCAAACAGUAAUCAAGAGAACGAGACUGAGAGCGAGGAUCUUGGAGAUAUCUUGACGGAGGAUGAGAAGAGGCAGCUGGAGCUAGCACUUAAGUUGGAUUCGCCUGAGGAGUCUUCUAACGGCGAGAGCUCUAGGAUUAAUACAAGUUCUUCUUUGGAGGAGGAUCGGGAGAUUCCGGUGACGGAUGGGAACGGGUAUUGCAAACAGGAGAAGAAAGGAUGGUUCAGUGGGUGGAGGAAGCGAGAGGAAGGGCAUAAACGAAGCGGUAGUGUUCCUCCAAGAAGCUCGCUUUGUGUGGAUGAGAAAGUGAGCGAUCUCCUUGGGGACGAUGAUGGUGGAAAACAGAUGAAACCGGGAAGGCACUCUACGGUUGAGAGUGUUGCGAGAGACGAGAACAGGGGAGUGAGAGAUUCUUCGUCGUCAAAAGCUUCAACAUCGGAAGGCAGCAGCGGAAGUAGCAGUAAGCGAAAGGAAGGUAACAGAGAGAAUGAGUACAAGAAAGGGCUUAGACCAAUUCUUUGGCUCUCUGAGAGAUUCCCAUUACAGACUAAAGAGCUUCUUCCGUUGCUUGAUAUUCUUGCAAACAAAGUCAAAGCAAUUCGGCGUUUGAGAGAGCUUAUGACCACAAAGCUACCUUCAGGAACAUUCCCAGUCAAGGUUGCUAUUCCGGUGAUUCCUACGAUUAGAGUACUCGUUACGUUUACAAAGUUUGUAGAGCUAGAAGCUAUUGAAGAUGAGGAUGAGUUUGUUACGCCGCCAUCGAGCCCUACUUCUUCAGUCAAGAACAGUCCUAGAGAGGAGACACAGACCUCAUCAUCAAGCUCAUCAUCCUCAUGGUUUCAGUGGAUCAAAACACCGAGCCAACAACGUCCAUCAACGAGCUCGAGCUCUGGAGGGUUUCAUAUCGGUAAAGCCGAAAACGAUCAGGAUCCAUUUGCUAUUCCGAGGGGAUACAAUUGGAUUACAUCUGAAGAGAAGAAAAAGAAGAUCCAAGAGAAGAAUAAAGCUAAGAAAGGCAAGCCAUCUCAGAGCAGCUGA